Molecule: messenger RNA, 2693 nt
Organism: Octodon degus (degu)
Lineage: Eukaryota; Metazoa; Chordata; Mammalia; Rodentia; Octodontidae
Gene: Slc17a7
Product: solute carrier family 17 member 7
Exons: 11
Coding region: 135-1616 (493 amino acids)
Biological process (GO): monoatomic anion transport; neurotransmitter loading into synaptic vesicle; regulation of synapse structure or activity
Cellular component (GO): synaptic vesicle membrane; excitatory synapse
Molecular function (GO): neurotransmitter transmembrane transporter activity; L-glutamate transmembrane transporter activity
Source: RefSeq, a predicted model, not a curated record
UGGAAAAACGGCAGGAAGGUGCGGAGACUCUGGAGCUGAGCGCUGACGGACGCCCGGUGACGACGCAGACCCGGGACCCGCCGGUGGUGGACUGCACCUGCUUUGGCCUCCCUCGCCGAUACAUUAUCGCCAUCAUGAGUGGCCUGGGCUUCUGCAUCAGCUUUGGCAUCCGCUGCAACCUGGGCGUGGCCAUCGUGUCCAUGGUCAACAACAGCACUACCCACCGCGGGGGCCACGUGGUGGUGCAGAAAGCCCAGUUCUCCUGGGAUCCAGAGACUGUUGGCCUCAUACAUGGCUCCUUUUUCUGGGGCUACAUUGUCACUCAGAUUCCUGGAGGAUUUAUAUGCCAAAAAUUCGCAGCCAACAGGGUUUUCGGCUUUGCUAUUGUGGCCACUUCCACGCUAAACAUGCUGAUCCCGUCGGCCGCUCGUGUCCACUAUGGCUGUGUCAUCUUCGUGAGGAUCCUGCAGGGGUUGGUAGAGGGGGUCACAUACCCCGCGUGCCACGGGAUCUGGAGCAAAUGGGCCCCACCCUUAGAACGGAGUCGCUUGGCCACGACAGCCUUUUGCGGUUCCUAUGCUGGGGCGGUAGUUGCCAUGCCUCUCGCUGGGGUCCUGGUUCAGUAUUCAGGAUGGAGCUCUGUUUUCUACGUCUAUGGCAGCUUCGGGAUCUUCUGGUACUUGUUUUGGUUGCUUGUCUCCUACGAGUCCCCUGCCCUGCACCCCAGCAUCUCAGAGGAGGAACGCAAGUACAUCGAGGAUGCCAUUGGGGAGAGCGCCAAGCUCAUGAACCCCCUCACGAAGUUUAACACCCCCUGGCGGCGCUUCUUCACGUCCAUGCCAGUCUACGCCAUCAUCGUGGCCAACUUCUGCCGCAGCUGGACAUUCUACCUGCUCCUCAUCUCCCAGCCCGCCUAUUUUGAAGAAGUGUUCGGCUUCGAGAUCAGCAAGGUGGGCCUGGUUUCGGCGCUGCCCCACCUGGUCAUGACCAUCAUCGUGCCCAUCGGCGGCCAGAUCGCCGACUUCCUGCGGAGCCGCCGCAUCAUGUCCACCACCAAUGUGCGCAAACUGAUGAACUGCGGCGGCUUUGGCAUGGAAGCCACACUUCUGCUGGUGGUCGGCUACUCUCACUCCAAGGGAGUCGCCAUCUCCUUCCUGGUUCUCGCCGUGGGCUUCAGCGGCUUCGCCAUCUCGGGGUUCAACGUGAACCACCUGGACAUCGCCCCGCGCUACGCCAGCAUACUCAUGGGCAUCUCCAACGGCGUGGGCACACUGUCGGGCAUGGUGUGCCCCAUCAUCGUGGGUGCCAUGACCAAGCACAAGACGCGGGAGGAGUGGCAGUAUGUCUUCCUCAUUGCUUCCCUGGUGCACUACGGGGGCGUCAUCUUCUACGGGGUCUUCGCUUCCGGAGAGAAGCAGCCAUGGGCCGAGCCAGAGGAGAUGAGCGAGGAGAAGUGUGGCUUUGUUGGCCACGACCAGCUGGCUGGCAGUGACGAGAGUGAAAUGGAGGAUGAGGCCGAGCCCCCCGGGGCUCCUCCUGCCCCACCUCCUUCCUAUGGGGCCACACACAGCACAGUUCAGCCCCCAAGGCCCCCACCCCCUGUCCGGGACUACUGACCGUGUGCCUCCCACUAAAUGGCAGUUCCAGGACCUCCUCCAUACAACUCUCUGGCCUGAAUGACAGUGUCAAGGGACCCCCCAGUCCUCUCUGUUCUGCUUCGGGCCUAAGAAGUACUCUUCCUUGUUCCCAGUGCUGUCAAAACCUCUUCCCUUCCCAACUGCCUCUCAGGGGUAGUGAAGCCACAGUCUGAUGGUUUUAAGGACACCCGAAUUCCCUAAAGUUUCCCUUCUCAGUUUGUGCUGCCUCAGUGGUUUCAAAUCUCUCCUUUCAGGGCUUUAUUUGAAUGGACAGUUCAACCUUGUACUGUGUGGUUUUGAGGCAACUUCCUCUUUCCUCUCACCCAGGGAUUCUCAGGGUGAUCCCUGAGAUUACUCAGUGCCCCUCUCAGAAAAAUUUAAGGCCCUCCUCUAGAAGUUCCAAAUCUCUCCUGACUCUCUCUUGCAUCUUCCAGGUUGGAUUAACCUAUCACCCAUCCCCGCCAUUCCAGGGAUUGAUUCUCACCAGCGUUUCUGAGGGAAAAUGGCGGUUUCAAGCCCCCCUCCCCCCAGCAGGUUCUGCUGAAGCACCAGGUUUCCCCAUCUUAUCCCUAGCUUUGUGCCACGCCUAGGGAAAACAACCAAAAUGGUCAUUUCAAUAAUAUGCCUCUCUCCACCCCAUGCACUUUCUCUGACACAGUUUUCAGGUCUAAAUAGUGGCUGUUCAAGUCUAUUAAUUCAGUGGUUUGAAACCACCACCUUUGAACUUCCCCCUGGUGGUUUCUAGAUGCCCCUCUUCUGCCCAAUUCCUUGCACUUUAUUCUCCCGGGUAGUUUCAGACUACCCUCAGUUUCUCAGUGGCCAUUUGUUGUGUCCCGAAGGGGCUAAAUGAUGUAAAAGUCUGGGGUUCUUCCCCUCUCACACAACCCCCCUUCAGCCUAGAAAUUGGGAACAUAGGUAGAAGUCACAGAAUCCCAGGAAAGAGAAGGGGGAUGGGGAGAGGGGUGUUUAUCCUUGGGCAGGGCUGUGUCUUGGUGUCUCUGUCUCUGUGACUGUAAAUCCUGCCCAGCCCCACUCACAAUAAAAAACUUUGGUGUA